This is a messenger RNA of Colletotrichum chrysophilum, 1713 nucleotides long. RefSeq lists its product as uncharacterized. The record is from RefSeq and is a predicted model, not a curated record. NCBI's taxonomy places the organism in Eukaryota, Fungi, Ascomycota, Sordariomycetes, Glomerellales, Glomerellaceae. The coding region runs from base 1 to 1713 and encodes 570 amino acids. The transcript is spliced from 4 exons. Gene Ontology annotation, molecular function: ATP binding; ATP-dependent protein folding chaperone.
AUGGUCGACACCUUUGACAAGCUCGCUAUCAGCGAGCGCAAGAUCAUCGUAGGCAUCGAUUUCGGCACCACCUAUUCCGGCGUCGCCUGGGCGGAGACACAGCGCGCCGAUCGACGGACGGCCAUUACUAUCUGGCCCAUCAGCAAGACGGUCCGCGAGGGCGAAUCUUCAGACAAGGUCCCAACCAAGCUCAGAUAUGCCGGCGACGAGAUCCAAUGGGGCUUUUCCAUUCCCAUCACUGCGCCGCAGGAUGAAGUUGUCGAGUGGUUCAAGCUCGAUCUUGACCCCUCCCUCCAGAGCAUGGGACAGGCCGUCUCUUCGGAGGCUAGGGGUGGUCGAAACGUCGACAAACUAGUCACUGACUACAUAUCUGCUCUUGGCGAGCACCUCAUGUACACAUUGAGGGAGAAGCUUGGCGAACAAGUCGUCACAACAACCCCCCUCGAGUUCGUUGUCACUGUCCCCGCCAUUUGGUCCGAUUUGGCCAAAGAGAAGACGAAGCAAGCGUGCAAGAAGGCCUCGGGUCUAUCCAGCUCCAAGUCACCCAUUCACCUCGUCUCUGAGCCCGAAGCGGCAGCCAUCUACGCUCUGCACGGUCUCGACCCUCAUGGCCUCAAGGUCGGCGACACUGUCGUGGUAGUCGACGCUGGCGGUGGUACGGUGGACUUGAUCUCCUACACAAUCACCGGCCUAAAGCCUAUCCUGGAGGUCCAAGAGGCUGCUCCAGGAUCGGGUGCGUUGUGUGGCUCGACCUUCCUGAACAUGCGCUUCGCGAAGUUUCUCAAGGCGAAGCUAGGCAAGGAAGAGGGCUUCGACGACGAGGUAAUGGCAGAGGCCAUGGAGCAGUUCGAGAAGAAGGUCAAGCGCCAGUUCACCCUGGGUGCUGCCCCGGACGAAACCUAUACGAUCCCCGUCGGCGGUCUCAACAACAACCGAGAGCUUGGGAUCAACCGUGGUCGUUUCGCCCUAAAGGCAUCUGAUCUGCAGACCAUCUUUGAGCCCGUGGUUCUCGAGUGUAUCAAAUUGGUGAAGGACCAGAUCACAACCAGCGGCGUGCCCAUCCGGGCCGUGCUUCUGGUCGGUGGUUUCGGCGCCUCCAAUUACCUCAAGGAACGCUUGCGCAACGCUAUUGACAGGAACAUUCAGAUUAUGCAGCCUCCGAACGCCUGGCAAGCUGUCGUCCAAGGUGCCGUCAUGAAGGGACUUGCUCAAGUAUCUCCCGACCGCCUUACUCAGGUCAGAGUUCAGAACCGGAAGGCCCGCAAGCACUACGGAACCGAAUGGCGCACCAAGUACGACCCCAAGAUCCAUGGCCAUGUCGAAAGCAAGCGUCACUGGUGUGGCCUUGAUGGCUGCUACAAAGUGUACACAAUGGAAUGGUUCAUCCAGCGUGGAGACAAUGUCUCGGAGAACGAGCCAUUUUACACUUCUUUCGUGUGGACUGGUCUCGUCAGCCAGGGUCGCAUCAAGAAGAUCAAGAUGGACAUCUACGCCGAUCGCACACCUCGGACGGCUCCUGUGGCCCGCGACGAUAACGUUUCCAUGCUCGUGCACGUUGAGGCUGACGUCAGUCACAUCCCCGAGAAUAUGCUCGCGCGUCGCCAGGGGUCUGAUGGACAAUGGUACUACGAGCUGAGCUGCAAGAUCGAGGCGAUGUAUCUGUCCGCCUCGACAACCUACACACUACUGUACAACAUGCUGCAGAGGGCGUAA